Monoraphidium neglectum is the source of this 978-nucleotide messenger RNA. RefSeq lists its product as hypothetical. The record is from RefSeq and is a predicted model, not a curated record. The transcript has 3 exons. Lineage: Eukaryota; Viridiplantae; Chlorophyta; Chlorophyceae; Sphaeropleales; Selenastraceae. The coding region runs from base 1 to 978 and encodes 325 amino acids.
AUGGUCAAGGGCCGCGUCCCCCGCACCAAGGACUUCACUGUGAACUUCCGCGACGACUGGGAGCCCAGCGAGAAGUGCGCCGUCCAGGCCGCGCAGGCGCGGAUCCUGCAGUGCAUGCCGCUGCUCGCACCGCUGCUGCCGGUGAAGAUGAGCAUCGAGCAGCUGAUGCCCAGCUGCGUCGUCGACAUCGCCCCCAUCAUCGUGGCCCAAUUCCUCGACGGCCGCACGGGCAUGUCGUACGGCUUCCUGGCCUACCAGCUGCCCACCGGCCCCGUCGAGAAGUGCACCAAGUGCACCGUCCUCGUGACCCGCUCCGGCUGCGACAAGACGUCCCCGCACCCCAACGACGACUGGAUCCUGCUCAGCUUUGACCCGGACAGCCUCAUGCUGGAGGUGUCGCGGUCGCUGGGUGACAUCACCUCGCCGUCGUUCGACAGCUGGCUGAUCCUGUCGCAGGCGGCGGCCAACGUGGCGCUCGCGCGGCGGUUCAAGGCGGCGGGGCGGUCGCGGCGCUACGUGGACAUGGUGGAGAACCAGGGCGUCGCCCUCUGCCACUUCCACGGCUUUGUGCGCCGCGCGGCGCUGCCAGCCAACGUGGCUUACUUUGGCCAGGACCGGCUGCCCCUGCCCUGCGGCAGCGUGGAGAGCGCGGUGCUCACGAUCCAGGAGAAGGCCGCCAUCGCCGAGAAGGUCCUGAGCUGCGACCGCGACGUCGACUAUGCAGGCGACGUCCACGUGGAGCCGGACCACGGCUGCGUUGUGUCCUGCGACUUUGAGACCCUCGAGCGCAUCGCGGGCGACUCCAAGUUUGGCCUGCGCUACUUCGAGACGUACAAGUGCGGCCCGGCCGCCAACGGCCGCUGCGGCUGCGCAGGGGCCGGGGCCGGCGCGGGCAAGGCCAAGGGCAAGGGGAAGGGCGCGUGCGGGCCCCUCGGGCUGUUCGAGGAGUGGGUGCCCGGGGCCGAGCCCGAGCCCUGA